AUGUCAAAUAAACAAGAUCAUCAACAACAGCUAAAUACUGAAAAUUCGCAUAGAACAAUCCAUACUACUCGACUAAACCCUUUUACAACUGCCACGUCUUCUAUUGCUACAACUGUCGAACAAAUUCAUGCACAACCAAAUAAAAAAUUUUCAACUUUUCCAUCAUUACAUCGUGAAGAAGUCUCGCCGACAAUUUACUAUAGCAACAGCAUUAAUAAAUCCACUGUUAAAAAAGACUUUGGUCGACGAAAAUCGGUACAAUCAAUUUUUCAUCAUCGUCCACUUUUUGAGAGAGGUGAACUUGUGAAAGGUAUGAAUUCGAAACUGAGGAAUAAAGAGGAAAAAUACGAUGAAAUGGAAAUUAAGGGAAAAGAGCUUGAAAACGAGAAGGGUACGAGUGAGAAAUCAAAGAUUGAAAUAGAAUUGGAGGGAACACAAGAAGACAGUGUUGUUGCUAUGGUCAAAAUAGCUAGAGAUGAUUUGCAAUCGAUAUGUUCAACCGAUAUUUCGGAUAGUAAAUGGCAAUAG
This is a messenger RNA of Ambispora gerdemannii, 528 nucleotides long. The record is from the annotation of a GenBank genome assembly. Lineage: Eukaryota; Fungi; Glomeromycota; Glomeromycetes; Archaeosporales; Ambisporaceae.